Molecule: messenger RNA, 3499 nt
Organism: Ctenopharyngodon idella (grass carp)
Lineage: Eukaryota; Metazoa; Chordata; Actinopteri; Cypriniformes; Xenocyprididae
Product: zinc-binding protein A33-like
Exons: 6
Coding region: 370-1728 (452 amino acids)
Molecular function (GO): zinc ion binding; protein binding
Source: RefSeq, a predicted model, not a curated record
UAGCAUUAAACGAGAGUUUGAUUCAAGUUAAUUUUGAACGCAUUUUGUUCACAUAACCUGAAGAAGGCCUGUAUUCUGAACUGUUUUAACACACCCACGUGACCAGAAACUCCGCCCCUUUACAUACCUCACCAGGAAGAGACUGUCUCAUUAUUUUUCCGUUCUGCAAAACUGAGUCUUUCAUGUCUCUACAAAAGCAAUAACAAAUCCGCGAUCAAUGGAGAAUGACGAAAAACGCUUUCAAGAAGAUUUAUGAAACGUUUGUUUCUGAAACAGACUGUAGAUCUUUGUGAUUCUUGUUGUUGUUUAUUUGUGAAACCAUCAUUCAGAAAGUGAAAGUAAAAGAUUGCUGGAGCUUAAACAGUGAAAAUGGAUUCACCAGCUAAAUAUGAUUAUAUUUGUCCCGUGUGUCAUGAAAUCUUCAAUGUUCCUGUUAUUUUAUCAUGUAGUCACAGUUUCUGUAAAGAUUGUCUUAAGCAGUUCUGGAGAACAAAGAAAACUCAGGAGUGUCCUGUCUGCAGGAGAGCAUCAAAACAUCAACCUCCAAUUAAUCUGGCGUUAAAAAACUUGUGUGAGUCGUUCCUGAAGGAGAGAAAUGAGAGACAUUCAUCUGAGGAGAUCUGCAGUUUACACAGUGAGAAACUCAAACUCUUCUGUCUGGAGGACAAACAGCCUGCGUGUGUAGUGUGCUUUACUUCACAACAACACGACAAUCAUAAAUUCAGACCCAUCAGUGAAGUGGUUUCAUCAUAUAAGGAGGAGCUCAAUACAGCACUGAAGUCCUUUCAAGAGAAACUUCAACACAAAGAAAACAUUAAAAGAGAGUUUGAAAAAACAGUUCAUCACAUCAUGUUUCAAGCUGAGCACACAGAGCAUCAUAUUAAACAGCAGUUUGAGAAGCUUCAUCAGUUUCUCAGAGAUGAAGAAGAAGCUACAAUCACUGCACUGAGGGAGGAAGAGGAGCAGAAGAAGCAGAUGAUGAUGGAGAAGCUGGAGGAGAUGAACAGACACAUCUCAGCUCUUUCACACACAAUCAAAGACAUGGAGGAGAUGAUGAAAGACAAUGACGUCUGCUUUCUGAAGAAGUUUCCAGUCUCAAAGGAAAGAGUCCAGAGCUCACAGCCGGAUCCACAGAUGGCUUCUGGAGCUUUGAUUAAUGUGCCACGUUACUUGGGCAACCUGCCGUUCAGAGUCUGGAAGAAGAUGCAGGACAUCGCCCAAAACACUCCUGUGAUUCUGGAUCCAAACACGGCUCAUCCAGAUCUUGUCCUGUCUGAUGAUCUGACAAGUUUGAAAUUGAACUGGAACAACCAACCUGUUCCUGAUAAUCCAGAGAGAUUCGACUGGGAUCCCUGUGUUCUGGGUUCAGAGGGGUUUAACUCAGGAACACACUGCUGGGAUGUGGAAGUUAAAGAGAGUUCAGACUGGAGUCUUGGAGUAACUACAGCAUCAAACCAGAGGAAGGGACGUGAUUUCUAUAACACUGAUGUCUGGAGCGUGUGGUUUGAUCGGUACAGCCUGUCUGAACGGACUGGCUUUCGUGUUUUUCAGCAGCUUGAUUGUGUGAGAGUGUAUCUGGACUAUGACAGAGGAACGGUGUCGUUCUCUGAUCCUGUAACUAACACACAUCUACACACAUUCACAACCACCUUCACUCACACACUCUUUCCAUUCUUUUGUUGUUACACUAUUUUCACUCUUAGGAUCUUACAUUUGAAUAGUCAGUAAAUGUUUUAAUCCUUCUUUUAUCAUUUUUCCAAUAUUUAAUCCAUAUCACAUGAGUAAUGCUGAAUUCACACGCCAACAGAUUUUUGCAAAAUCCCUUUCACUGCAAAUUUGGAUCUGGAUUUGGAUUGGCUAUAAUUUUUAAUUAUUUCCUUAUCACUUAUCGCGUGUGUUUGGUUUGGUUGUGAAACGUAGUUUGCAGACCAGACAGAGUUGUCAGCAAUUCUUCAUAUUGUAAAGGAAUUCUUCCUGUUGAAACCCCCUGUCGCGAUCCAUCGUGCAGUGUGCACACAUCAGCGACUGAAUGCUAUGCCAUUUAGUUGUGCAGUGUGAAAAGAACAGUGAUCUGAUGACUUUGAAAAUCAUGCAGUGCGAACUUGGCAUAAGAGUGCUCUUGAUCUGAACAUCAGUACGGUGGCUGUAAUUGGACCGUGAUGAUCACAUGACUGAUAUCCAGCACUGCAAUACCACUCACACUCUCAUAUUGCUUUUAGAAACAUUACUUGGUCGGAAUGAGUGGGAACCCUGAAUAUUUGUUUUUGGGUUUUUUUUUUUUUUUUUUUUGUUCAAACUAAUUCUCAACUUGCUUGGGUGAGCAGUGAGACAGUGUGGCUUUACUGACAUCUAGAGGUAAAAUUGAGCAACUGACUCAAAACGUCAGUGGAUACAUUACAAACAUGACAGUCAACAAUAAUACGAAACAUUUCAGCUAAAAAAGGAUUUGCUCUCCAUCCUAAUGUUUCUCGGCUGGAGGAUGGAUUUAUUUAUUUAUUUAUUUUUUUAAAAAGUGUCAUUGAUUUGAAAAUAUUGGAUGAGAACUGAACUUAGCUGGAUGACAUGUUUUCUGUAGAGCUGUUUUAUAUUGAACUCAUUUCAAAAUUGAUGAUAUUUACAACAGAACUGAAUCAACAAUGAACUGACCUUAGCUGAACAAUGACACUGUUUUCUUUUUAAAGCUGCUUUCCUGCAGAAUUGAACUCUGUUUACAUCACUGAUCACUCAUUAUCUAUAUCAGAAUCAGAAUGAGUUUUAUUGUAUAUUUACACUUAUGAAGAAUUUGUCUUGGUGACAGAAGCGUCCAUGGCAGAGACAGAAUGACAAGGGUCCAGUGAUGUCCUUCAGGUGGGCCAACGCCAGUCUCUCAAAUGACUUCUUGACCACAGACGUCAAAGCAACAGGUCUUUCAGUCCUGUGAUUUUGGGUUUAUUGGAGAUGGGGAUGAUGGUGGAGCAUUUGAAGCAGGAAGGGACUUCUCAUAGCUCUAGUGAUCUGUUGAAGAUUUGUGUGAGGAUACGGGCCAGCUGUUUCCGGAAGACCCGAAACACAUCCUCUACACAGAUCGUGGAGGAGGGAGGGGGAUGGGGAGGUGUUGAUGAAUGCAUGGAGAGAAGGUCAGAACUCUAAAUCUCCUAUGAUUCUUCAGUUGAAUCUUUAGUAAGCCCUGAAUGAUUGUUCUCAUAGGAAGAAUUGGAACAAGUAGAUUAAUGCUGGGGAUUCAUUUGGUCCUCUAAAACAUCUACUUGAGACGAAGUUGAAACUGAGGAACAUGCAACAGUUGAAGUUUUAGCAGUUUGCUGAACAUUGCUAUGACCAACAGAGGCUUCCUAAAACCUGCAUAUGUUACAAUCUGAUGCCUACAAACUUGUUUAGAACAAAUCAAUUUGAACUUCGAUCCAGGAAAGUAACUGUUUACCUCCUAAAUGUGAAAAUUAACUGUUGACCGCUGGGAUGCUGUUUCUGACAAAUAAAACAGGUCAAAAUUCUCUCAACUAUA